Chondrus crispus (carragheen) is the source of this 297-nucleotide messenger RNA. RefSeq lists its product as hypothetical. The record is from RefSeq and is a predicted model, not a curated record. Lineage: Eukaryota; Rhodophyta; Florideophyceae; Gigartinales; Gigartinaceae. Bases 1 to 297 code for a protein of 98 amino acids. The transcript has a single exon.
AUGGUGUGCUACACAUCGCCAUCCGUCUGCCCGAGAAGCUCGGCUCCACUAUUGUUAUAUUGCUCGUUUGUCACCGCCGCGCAUGCGCCGCUGGCGCAGGCGUCUCGCCUGCCGCCGGAGCGGUGUCCAAGGCAUGCCAAUCGUGUCCGUAGGACAAGCAGGCCCCGCUUCUCUAGCUAUAUACAGUUAUUUACCAGCCGCCCUGCGAGGCCAAAGGCACCGGCAGCUGAGGUGCUCAGCUUUCGCCACUGCGGUUGCACAUGUGGCAGCCCGUGUGGAACACACAUAAUUAAAUAA